AUAGGGUUUUCUCGCUUAGUCUCUGUCUCGAUGGUUCCCGAUCCAGCAAUGGAAAGAUCCGAUCCUCCUUCACCGAAGCGUCAGAAGACGGACGAGGAAACAACUUGCUAUGAUGGCCGUCCUGAGGAUUUUGAUUCUGACGAGUGCACCGACGAGGAGAUGCAACUGUUCGACCAAGAGUUGGAUAAGAUAGGCGGGGGUUAUGAAAUCGACUUCAAGAAAUUUCGCUAUUGUUUUGGUUGGAAAUCACUGGAUCUUGAUGAUAGUACCAUGGUUGAUGAGCCUGAAACCAACAGAGAUUUUAUCGCUACGUUGGCGAACCUCGCUCUCACCAAGUACAACGCAGACAAAGGAACAAGCUUGGAACUGGGCAAGAUUUUGAUUGCCAACUUUCAUCUAUCUUGUGGAUUCUCUUUCUACAUCUCAUUCCAAGUCAAUGAUCCUUCUGAUGGUAAUCAGACUAAUAAGCCCUAUCGAGCAGUGGUUCGCUACUUCCCAGGAGAUAUUGAAGUUGUCUCUUGCAAUCCCAAAGGGACAUAAACUCUGCUACAUUGUUUCACCCUUCACAUUGUUGAGGUUGUCGUGUUUAUGUCCUACAUAUAUUAGUGGUAGAAAUGUUCGUGAAUGAUAACCAAACUAAGUUGAUCAGAAUCACUUUUUUAUAAAGUAGUAAUAACAGUUUAGGAUCCACAAAAGUACAUAAACCGUAAAUGUAAAAGCUCUUCAAACCGUAAAAUACCUAAUGACGCUGGUUUCAAGAUGCAUAACAAUUUCACUAUACUAUAUAAAAAAUGUUUUAUGAUUGCAUUACAAUAACAGAUCAUACAAUCAGCAUAUAACCCAUCAAAUCACUAUACCUCCGAUGUUUUGCUCGUGAUGUGUCUCUUUGGUUCAAAUUGAUCCUCACCUCCUCAAGUGUUUGGUGUUAUCGUUUUUGUUCUGAUUUUUGUUGUUAUUAAGCUAUUUCUAUUUCGGUUACUGCGGAGAUGCCUCUUUUAUCUUCCAGCUGUUGGUUCCAGUGUCUGAUCUUUUUUGUCUGCUGGCUUUGCCUCUAGGACUCGCUAUCUUUGGUUUCAAAUUAUGUGUAAUCUUUUGAUGGAUAUAAUCAAAUAUAACGUGAAAGGGUCAGUUGGAGGUGCGACAGCUACUUUGGUUUCAUAUUUUGUCUGAAAUUUGUUUUGAACAUUCUGUUGGCAAGAAAUGAAUGCCUUAAAAGUUUAAAUCUACCGGACUUUGUGUGCAGGCUAUCAAUCCAUGCUAAACCAAGAUUCACGCAGACAAAGAAGGUAGACGCCAGAGAGAACGUUUUGACUAUUAAAGUUGUGACUCAAAAAAUAGGGUUCAAAUUAGCUAUAACUACUAAAGUAGCAAAUAUUAUACUAGUCUUCAAAUACACUUAAACAUCAAACAUAGACAGAUAAGGUAGGAUAGAUGAGUUACGAUACUAGGAACAAACCACUCUUCAAUCUUCAAAUCCAAUGGAAAAGGAGAGACUUGGUGGAUUGAUUCAAAACAUUAACUUUCUUUGGGAUUGCAAGAGACAACUUCAAUAUCUCCAGGGAAGUAGCGAACCACAGCUCGGUAGGGUUUCGUCUGAUUACCAUCUGAAGGAUCAUUGACUUCGAAUGAGAGGUAGAAAGUCAAUCCACAAGAUGGAUGAAAGUUGGCAAUCAAAAUCUUUCCCAGUUCCAAGCUUGUUUUCUACCAAAAAAAAAAAGACAAAACCAAAGCAAUCAAAAAAAAAAAAACCCCAUGUCGUUUUAAAUAGAGCAAACAAAAAGACUUUACAUUUUCUUUGUUGUGCUGGUCGAGAGCAAGGUUAACCAACUUAGCGAUGAAAUGUCUGUUGGUUUCAGGAUCGCUAAAGAAUGAGACAUCAUCCAGAUGAAAUGGUCUCCAACCAAAACAGUAGCGAAAUUUCUUGAAGUCGAUUUCAUAACCCUGACAAUUAAAAAAAAAA
Messenger RNA from Brassica rapa (field mustard), 1960 nucleotides. RefSeq lists its product as uncharacterized. NCBI's taxonomy places the organism in Eukaryota, Viridiplantae, Streptophyta, Magnoliopsida, Brassicales, Brassicaceae. The record is from RefSeq and is a predicted model, not a curated record.